This is a messenger RNA of Salvia hispanica, 962 nucleotides long. Its product is annotated as LOB domain-containing protein 37-like. The record is from RefSeq and is a predicted model, not a curated record. Gene Ontology annotation, biological process: regulation of gene expression. NCBI's taxonomy places the organism in Eukaryota, Viridiplantae, Streptophyta, Magnoliopsida, Lamiales, Lamiaceae.
AUCUCCUCAAAUUCAAUUCCAUUACAUUCCCUUUCCCUCUUCCCAUAUUUCACAUUUCUCCGAUUAUUUGAUCCAUCUAAGAAGAGCAUGAGUUGCAAUGGCUGCCGCGUCCUUCGAAAAGGCUGCAGCGAGACCUGUAUUCUAAGACCUUGUCUCCAGUGGAUCGACACCACCGAAGCGCAAGGCCACGCCACCGUCUUCGUCGCCAAAUUCUUCGGCCGCGCCGGCCUCAUGUCCUUCAUCUCCGCGGUCCCCCACUCCCAGAGGCCAGCUCUAUUUCAGUCGUUGCUGUUCGAGGCGGCCGGAAGGACGGUGAAUCCGGUGAACGGGGCGGUGGGGCUGCUGGGGACGGGAAAUUGGCAUGUGUGCCAGGCGGCGGUGGAGACGGUGCUCCGCGGCGGCGCGUUGAAGCCACUCCCGGAGCUCCUCGGCGGCGCGUCGGCGCCGGACGACGCCUCGGACUGCACCGACGCGUUCCGCCUCCACAGCCCGGUGAAACGGCGCCGUUUGCCCGAGGAAGCAGCGGCGCCGAAGGCCGAUCUCGAUCUCAGCUUGACGCCGGGUUUCCGAGGCGGCGUCUUGCCGGAGAAGCCGCGGCGCCUCGGGAGCCCGUCGAUGAAUUCGGAGGAAUCGGUGACGACGACUUGCGGAGAUCGGCGAGCGAAUGAAGUGAAAUUGUUGAAUUUGUUUAGUUAAAUUAGUUUUUUUCGAAUUUUUUUUUUUUUUUUUUUUGGGUCCUCGUAGAGAGGUUUAUUUGCCGGAGAUUUUUUCCGGCUGAUUUUGAAGUCGUCGGCGCAGGAUUUCCCUCUUUUUGCUGGUUGAUUAUGUGUAGAAGGAAAAAGUAGGGGAAAAUGAAUGUAUUUCCAACGAUAGCUUUUGCUUCCUUAUCUGUAUCUUCUUCUAUUUUCUGCAUCCAAUGACUGUUGGAAUUUGAAUAAUUGAGUUGCUUUUAGCUUUUUCAA